Messenger RNA from Lolium perenne, 2924 nucleotides. RefSeq names its product LEAF RUST 10 DISEASE-RESISTANCE proteinUS RECEPTOR-LIKE PROTEIN KINASE-like 2.5. Gene Ontology annotation, molecular function: polysaccharide binding; ATP binding; protein kinase activity. NCBI's taxonomy places the organism in Eukaryota, Viridiplantae, Streptophyta, Magnoliopsida, Poales, Poaceae. Gene Ontology annotation, biological process: protein phosphorylation. The record is from RefSeq and is a predicted model, not a curated record.
CUACAUAGGUUUGAUAGGUGAGAAGAGGUAGCAAUAUCAGCGUAAUAAAAAGUUUAUGCAAGUCCAUGGGAUGUAUUGCAGAUGAAGAUGGAAGAAGAGAAAGCCAAGAGUAUAAAAAUUGGUUGUUUGCUUUAACCAAUGGAUAGGGUUGGGGCGGCUCUGGCCAUGAUUGUUGUGUGCCUGGGCAGGAAUUCCAUUUGCCACUGAAACCUCUGCCAUACGUUUUCCGUGGCUCAGCAACUUCUGUGGUUUUAUCACUGGCUGUACCAUACAUGCCAUUUAACCACACAUAUACAUCCUUGUUUUUCUUGAAUAAUGUAUCACUAGUAUUCGGAUAGAAUUUGAAACCUCUGAGGACAUGAAGUUUGUAUCAUUAUCCUGCUCAAAAGGAAUUUUUUUAUCUAGUCCCUGUUAUUUUUAAUUGUCUUAAGGCAUUUCAUUGUGACCGGGAUAGGACUGGACAAGUGGUGAGCUAUGGAUCGUCCUCUAUUAAUCAAGAGGUCACAAUCAUGUAGAAUAGACGGUAUUUAAUUCUCCAACUUGGCUUGACCGCAAGUAGCCAAGUCUCCUAGUCAGCGACCUUACACUCAUGUAGAGCCACUAUCUGGCAUGUAAUUAUCAUCCUUGGAGUUUAUUAUUCUCAAAAAAAUCCUUGGAGUUAUUUUUUUGUUAAUUUGGCAGCCAUAUCCGUAAGAUCUCUAAGCUUCCAGGGUUGGGAGGCUCCAUUCAUCCGAGUGUUUGUGCUUCUCCGUACCAGUCUGCCAUGGCGAUGCCCGCUGCUCUGAAGGCCUUCACUGUUUUGUUUGUGCUUGCAGUUCUUGCUGCAGAUCAGGUUGAAGGGCGGCAUCAACGACCUGAUUGUCCUUCUUUCUCGUGCGGCCCUCUUAGAAAUGUAUCGUCCCCAUUUCGUCAGGCAGGUGAUCCACCUGGUUGUGGUUAUGGAUCUUAUGAGCUGGUUUGCAGUGAUACCAAGGCAACAAUUCACAUUGACAAUGCAACAUACUAUGUGCCUUCCAUCAACUACAGUGGUUCUUACUUCUGGGUCGUCAAUGCUGAAUUGGAUUUAUACAACGGAUGCCCUCUACCUCGGUGGAAUUGGCAUCCCUAUAUAUUCCAGGAAGGCCAGGAAGUCGAAUUGGCCCCCUUUGUAAGUAGUAAGGCUUGCUUUCUUAAAUGCUCUCGGGAAGUAAAGCACAAUGGUAUGUACAUGCCUGUUGCUUGCUUGAGCACCAAUGAUACCUCUGUUUACGUGUUAACUGGUUAUGGAUCUAAUUAUAUGGAGUAUCUUGAGCCUUCUUGUGCGUACAUGGCCAUGACUCCUUUGCCUUGGGAAAGUCGACAGCUAGAUAAUUCAAGUUAUGCAGAUGUUGUGAAAUCCAUGAGGAGCGGAUUUGCUGUUCAAUUCCCUUUCAGAUUUUCUAGGGGGAACAUCAUAGAUUGCCUAAUGAACUUCUUCCGCUCCCUUGAACUGAGAGUAUCUAGUGAAGGCAUCAUGGGAUCUGUUCUGCGCAUUUUCUGGGCUCAUGAAUUCUUCUUGAUCUGCGCACUGCAAGUAACUGGUUUUGGUUAUGCCUCAUUAUAUAUAGCACUUGUCAUCACGACUGUGACGUUGAUUGCUGUGCUAUGCAGGUUCGUGUUGGCACCGCUGACUAUGUUGAUCUUCCUGGCCUACAAGUACUGGAAAACAAGAAUAACAAUCGAUGCGGUUGAGAAGUUCCUUCGAAUGCAGCAAAUGCUCGGCCCGAUAAGAUAUGUCUAUACUGAUAUCAUCGCAAUCACAAGCCAUUUCAGAGACAAACUAGGUCAAGGUGGCUACGGCUCCGUGUACAAGGGUGUGCUUCUCCCAGGUGAUCUCCAUGUGGCCAUCAAAAUGCUAGAGGGAAAUUCUAACUGCAAUGGAGAAGAUUUCAUCAACGAGGUCUCCACCAUUGGCAUGAUCCACCAUGUCAAUGUGGUCCGACUUCUGGGGUUCUGCUCAGAAGAAAUGAGAAGGGCUCUGGUUUAUGAAUACAUGCCUGGAGGUUCUCUUGACAAGUACAUCUUCUCGUCAGAUAAAGAGAAGUCCUUCUCCUGGGAUAAGCUCAACGAGAUUGCAUUAGGCAUUGCCAGGGGCAUCAACUACCUUCAUCAAGGGUGCGAGAUGCAGAUUCUACAUUUUGACAUCAAGCCCCACAACAUCCUUCUUGACAGCAAUUUCGUCCCAAAAGUUGCUGAUUUCGGUCUCGCCAAACUGUACCCAAGGGACAACAGUUUUGUGCCAUCCAAUGCCUUACGGGGAACUAUUGGAUACAUAGCGCCUGAGAUGAUAUCACGGAGCUUCGGUGUCAUAUCAAGCAAGUCUGAUGUUUACAGCUUUGGGAUGCUGUUGCUGGAGAUGGCCGGAGGAAGAAGGAAUGCUGACCCGAAUGCAGCAAACUCAAGCCGGUCUUACUACCCAUCAUGGGUGUAUGACCAACUGAGUGAACAAGAAGUGGUUGAGCUAUCUCCCGUUGAUGACAUGCAUGAGUUGGAGAAGAAGUUAUGCAUCGUUGGUUUGUGGUGCAUUCAGAUGAAGUCCCAUGAUCGCCCGACGAUGAGCGAGGUGAUAGAGAUGCUGGAACGUGAUGCUGACAUCUUGCAGAUGCCUUGUAGACCAUUCUUCUGUGACGAAGGGCACACACAUGUUGAGGAUUCCUACGAUUUGUCAUCCGAGCUGACCACAAUCUGUGAAGAUGAUGAGUAAAAAAAUAUGCGUGUGAUGUAUCUCAUGCAUGCGCCUGAGAAGCUGAAGUUAUGGUGGUAGUUUUACCGAGUAUGAAAUAGGUGUCUCUGGAAGCAUGUACUAAUAGCUAGCAGUCUGUGCUACUGCUAUAUCCAUUAUAAAGUGCUAAAAUGCAAUAAUCUUCCUGGAAGACAUAUUGUUUGAAUGUACUGUUAGAGGAGUA